Molecule: messenger RNA, 1877 nt
Organism: Toxotes jaculatrix (banded archerfish)
Lineage: Eukaryota; Metazoa; Chordata; Actinopteri; Toxotidae
Gene: tspan33a
Product: tetraspanin 33a
Exons: 8
Coding region: 190-1041 (283 amino acids)
Cellular component (GO): membrane
Source: RefSeq, a predicted model, not a curated record
ACAGCGCCGGCGGCAACAGUAACAAGUCACUGUAGCUGUACGUGUCGGCUCAGGAAUUACAGAAAAUUCAGCAGCUCCUCUUAGUUAGUAUGCGCUCGACUCUUCCGGUUUGCUUUAGUGAAGGCGCUUUUUCACACAGCUAGAGCAUUUGUGCGCAAACUUGGAUAAGACGCUUGGAUACUAGUCGCCAUGGGAGGGAGACGCAGGGGAACACCUGGGUCUGAUGAGGACUUCUCGUUUGUCAGCCCAGUUGUGAAGUAUCUGCUGUUCCUUUUUAAUUUCAUGUUUUGGAUAAUCGCCCUAGUGAUGGUGUCAAUCGGUGUGUAUGCCCGCAUGAUGAAACAUGCAGAGGCAGCGUUGGCCUGCCUGUCAGCGGACCCUGCUGUCAUGCUGAUGGUCGUGGGGGUCCUCAUGUUCAUCAUCACCUUCUGCGGUUGUGUGGGCUCCCUGCGAGAAAACAUCUGCCUCCUGCAGACAUUCUGUAUAUCUCUGACAGUGAUCUUCCUGCUCCAGCUCAUUGCUGGUAUCCUGGGCUUCGUCUUCUCAGACACGGCACGGAGUAAAGUGACUGAGAUGAUCAACAGUGCCAUCGUCCACUAUAGAGAUGACAUUGAUCUGCAAAACCUUAUUGAUUUUGGUCAGAUAGAGUUUGGCUGCUGUGGUGGAGUGACGUACACUGACUGGUCCCAGAACAUGUAUUUCAACUGCACCAAGGACAACCCCAGCAGAGAACGAUGUUCUGUCCCCUUCUCCUGUUGCAUCAUAUCCAAAGACAAGGUGGUUAUCAACACCAUGUGCGGCCAGAACAUGCAGGAUUUAGAGUACCUUGAAGCUGGAAACCACAUCCACACCAAUGGCUGCAUAGAUAAAUUAGUCAACUGGAUUCACAGCAAUCUGUUCCUACUUGGAGGCAUUGCACUGGGAUUGGCCAUACCGCAGCUGGUCGGGAUCCUCCUGUCUCAAAUUCUUAUCAACCAGAUCAAAGACCAGAUCGAGCUCCAGAACUACAACCUCAGACACCGCUCUGACCCAUGGAGCUGACCCAGACCACACCAGAUUCUGAUGAACGAGACCAUACAUGAUGAUACACGCAGCUGGGGAACUAUUUAUGCCACUUCUCUGAAAAAAAAAGAAGUCUGUCAUUCCAGUAUAAGUAUCCAGUCUUAUUCCUCUUGGAUUUAAAAAGGAAACAGAUGGAGAAACAGGACUCUGUCGCCACCCAGUGGACGCAGACCAUGCUUGCAUUUACCAUUUAACAUUUUACAGUAGUUAAAGCAGAGGCAAAGGAGGUAUUUAGUGUUUGGGGUCAAAUUGACAGGAUUGUAUUGACCUUUAGUCAAAAACUGAAGUCAGUGUAAUCUGCAACAAAACACGUUUCAUCCUUUCUUUUUUUUUGAGAUGCCAAACUGGAGUCGGAGGUAGAAUAUAUCUAUAGAUCCUCGUUGCUGCACCUGUUAACUAACUGAAAAGGGAAAAGUAUUUUCAAAAAUGUAUUGUUUUGCAGACUCUUUGAGAAAAAUGUCAGACUUAAUGUCCUCUCCGUGCUCAGCUGUGCUGCUUAUUGUUGCAAGCAUCUGUGAGGUGAUUGUGACAUUUAAUGGAAAAUAUAUCACAUAUAGUUUUUAUUCAUGUUUUAGAAAUAUGUUUCCUGCAAUAUGCAUUUUUAUAACUCCGUGGAUAUAAUACCUGUGUUAAAUAGAAAGGCCAGCAUACUUGAUACAUUAGUGAUGGUAAAGCAUGAGCAAUCCACAUUUUCCACUUGAUGUCUAGUUGUCUACACUUUCACAAGCCUGUGUGUUAAAAUAAGUAUUUACAUCUAGAUUCCAGAAAUGCCUUGUACCCCUGUUACAGUAUAAUAAACAUUUUUUUUAACGUAA